This is a messenger RNA of Fusarium fujikuroi IMI 58289, 1623 nucleotides long. RefSeq lists its product as uncharacterized. Bases 1 to 1623 code for a protein of 540 amino acids. The transcript is spliced from 3 exons. The record is from RefSeq and is a predicted model, not a curated record. NCBI's taxonomy places the organism in Eukaryota, Fungi, Ascomycota, Sordariomycetes, Hypocreales, Nectriaceae.
AUGCCCCCCGUCACCGGACACUGUCUCGUCCCCAUUCAUGGACAUAUACUCACACAGGAUGGUGGUCAUGACGGUGAAUAUGGUGUUGUCCAGCUUCUUGCACUUCGCUCCAUAGCUGCACAGGUUAUUGUAUAUCUUCUUGGAGGUGUCCCCGAUAACGGUUGUGCAGAUAUGCAAGACCAAGAUCCAAGCCGCGAGGUUAUUGUCGAUCUUGUCCCCUUGUUGGCUAAGUUCUUGUCCUUGGUGGAGCUUAGGCCCAGGUUGGUAAUAUGGUUGAUGUCCAAGGGCAAUCGUGUGGGAAUGGUUUUCGGGGUCGAGUCCCUUGUUCACCUUGCUGUUCAUCUUAGCGCGCUCAAGAACCGGGCCAUCAAACUGCUACAUGGUCAAACUGCCCUCAAUUCGCAACAGAAGGGCGAUGAGCAUGGUCUCCUUUACAUAGAUGCCGGUGGCCCCCUUAUUGAACGCGGGCGGGCCAUAUACUGCAUCCUGUCAAUGGAUGUGUCUGGGUCGAUGUCCGGCAAGGCAAUCAUGAACUUUCCCUCAAUGUUGACCGCAUACAACCACAUGAUAAAGCUCGUAACCUGGACAGAGGGGGCGACUCUAUUGCAGAGCACCGGCUUACAUGACAGUGCGGUAGCAAACGAGAUGACGAUACCGUUCUCAUAUGGGUUAAUGCCCCAAAGCAUGGACCGGAUUGAGGUCGAUACCGCCAUGAUCAGCCCCUUGGCCACAUCUCAGUGCAGGUACCUCUGCGAGACCUUGCUCAGACCUCACAACAUCUGCAACAUCGCGCUUAUGACGUUGUUUCUUAUCCCAUCCAGGGCCGUGUUCGGCUUCUCAUUAUCGACUCUCCUUUUGAUCCUCCUCAUCUUCGACUUUCUGCUCAUUUUGAUCACACUUGUGUACAUCAUCCUAUCCUCUAUACGUUCUUUGGGCCCAUCCUCAGACACCUACGCCACCAAGCUCACCCUCACGACGCAGAGGAGGUUCCUCAAGUUCAAAUCAGCGCCAAUCGACACCAUUGCGAAGGGCCUGAUUGAGAAUAUCCUCCGAGAUCUCGAACCCGCUCGAGGAAGCCUGCGGCGGGCUGCGGUAGGACACUCUCUUGAGGUGGAUUACAUCACGGAGCUGGUAGCUGAAGUGGUGCGUGUUCCCACUAGUGGUUACUCUUCUUUCCUGGAUCGUGGCCUCGUUCAAGAUCCAGAUCGCAAGUGUCGUGACACAAUACGACUUGGAACCUAUGAUCCUCUCUACGGUUUUGUGCAGGCGGUUGGACUUUUUCGGUGCCCCGUUCUUGUCUCAGUAGAAGAGCGUGCCCAGGUUUCCUAUGAAGCCCAGGACGCGCUAAGCCAGUCGUACCAGGCUGUGACUAAGAUCUCCUUGAAGGCUGUCGGCAUGAUCUCGAAGAUGCGUCCGAAUGACCUCAGAGAUACUAAUGCGCCAAUGUCGUCCCCGAUGCGCCUCUCUCCCGCUGACUUUGGUCCUCAUGGGCAAGAUAUAAUUCUAUGGGGCCCGUCUGAUUCCAACUCGACUUGUCCACUUGCUCACGAUAAGCACUGGACUUACCGAUGUUCUGGUCUGGCUUGGGUUUGCUGGGCCCGAGCUUGGACUUGUCAGUGCUGA